Metschnikowia bicuspidata var. bicuspidata NRRL YB-4993 is the source of this 1648-nucleotide messenger RNA. RefSeq names its product L-serine/L-threonine ammonia-lyase. Lineage: Eukaryota; Fungi; Ascomycota; Pichiomycetes; Serinales; Metschnikowiaceae. Bases 215 to 1216 code for a protein of 333 amino acids. The transcript has a single exon. Gene Ontology annotation, molecular function: pyridoxal phosphate binding; threonine deaminase activity; L-serine ammonia-lyase activity. The record is from RefSeq and is a predicted model, not a curated record. Gene Ontology annotation, biological process: L-threonine catabolic process; L-serine catabolic process.
GCUAUACAACCAGAGGUACUUCCAUACAAAGAUAGUACUGCUAUACAACCAGAGGUACUGCCAUACAAAGAGAGGUACUGCCAUACAGAGCUAUUUUUAUACAAAGGGAGUACUGCUAUACAAACAGAGGUACUGCUAUACAACCAGAGGUACUGCCAUACAAACGUGCUACAGAGGUACGGUAUUCCCCACUCAUAGAUCUUUUCUCUCCCCCAUGGUAUUGCCCUCUGUUCACACUGAGCUUGUGGACGUGUCCAGUAGUGUAGAUGCGCCGUGCCGCUUUCUCUACAAGAAAGAAAACCAGCAGCCCUCAGGCAGCUUCAAGCUCAGAGGCAUGAGUAGAGUCAUCACGCGUAAGAUCGAGCAGGCGCGCGCCCUCGGCAGAGAUGUCCAUGUGUUUUCUUCCAGUGGCGGCAAUGCUGGCUUGGCCGCUGCUUAUGCCAGCGAGUUCCACGGCGUUCCGUGCACAGUAGCAUUGCCCGUAACUUCAAAGCAAACGGCCAUAGAUAAGUUGAAAGACUUGCGGGCCGAGGUGGUGGUCCACGGGGCCCACUGGGGUGAGGCCGAUACUUACCUCACCAAGGUCAUCAUUGCCGAUUUGCCUCCUCUGGUUACCCCCGUAUACUGCCAUCCUUUUGAGAACGACGACCUCUGGGAUGGACACGCAGAAAUGGUGGACGAGAUUCCCGGCCAGCUUCGGGACUUGCAAAUCGAGGCUUCUAAAGUCAAAGGCAUUGUGUGCAGCUGCGGCGGCGGCGGGCUCUACAACGGAAUUGUCUCGGGCCUCCAGCGAAACCAGUCGUUGCUGGCAGUCCCUGUUUUGGUGAUUGAAACCAAGCAAACGCCGUCGUUCAAAUCGGCUGUGGAGGCCGGGAAAGUCGUCACCCUUUCCAAAAUAUACACGCUUGCCACGUCGUUGGCGGCCCCCUACAUUGCACAACGCACGCUUGACAAUUACUCCUUGCAUCCUACCACCGUGGAGUUGCUUGAAGACUUGGAGGCGGUGGAAGCCACCGUCGCACACUACGAUAAGUUCCGGGAAUUGAUCGAGCCUGCCUGUGGUGCGACCGUCGCCGUCUCGACGAAAAGAAAGGACUUGUUGAAAGCGUUCGGCGCGCUUGCCCCCGAGGACGUGGUGAUCUUCAUUGUCUGCGGCGGCUCCACAGUCUCGCCUGAAACGAUGGAAAGCUACAGGGAGCUUCUUGCUCUAAAGUAGAACAUGGGCACUAGAAUGUGUGGGUGCACAUGUAUAAACAUGUAUUCCAUAAGGUUUCCCGUUGAAUGGAUUCUUCUAAAUUUAUUAGUCUCAAACUCCUGGGUCAUCGAGAAAAGCCAAGAUACCUGAAUGGGAUAGCUGGAAAUUGGGGAGAAUAAUGCUGCGUGCUUGGGUCACGAUCAAACUGCUAGGAUGUAGUAAUUAUUGGUGACACUUGCACUAACACUUGCGGUGUCUGAUGUCUGGCGACUCUUGACUGUGAAUGUUCCGCUACUAUUACAGCUUGAGUGACCGAAAACUUCUGGUUGGAUACAAGGAAAGAGAGACGGAGGAAGAAAAAGAGUGAUUUGCUGAAUCAACAUGCCUUUAGAAAAUUGCAGUAUUCUUUUUAAGUUAGAAAACAAAGAAAAUUGAAGCCCUAGACGGGAUAGU